Tachysurus fulvidraco (yellow catfish) is the source of this 2598-nucleotide messenger RNA. RefSeq names its product PR domain containing 13 (gene prdm13). Gene Ontology annotation, cellular component: nucleus. The record is from RefSeq and is a predicted model, not a curated record. Bases 86 to 1813 code for a protein of 575 amino acids. The transcript has 4 exons. NCBI's taxonomy places the organism in Eukaryota, Metazoa, Chordata, Actinopteri, Siluriformes, Bagridae. Gene Ontology annotation, molecular function: protein binding.
GAGUAAGAGAGAGAGUGUGUGCCCUGGGUUCAGUUUUGGUUUCCACUCCCGCUCCCACACACCCCUUAUAUCAGACAUCUCAGCCAUGCAGGCAAGCCGAACUUCCUCCUCCAUCGGCGUGUUCGCAGACUGCAGCAUCCCCGCGGGCGCGCGCCUCGGACCGGUACCUGGAAUCUUCCGCCUGGGGAAGUGCGUCUCAGACCGGAAGGAAGUCGGAAUUAAAAAGAAGGUGCGGAUGGUCAGAGGGGAAUUCGUAGAUGAAUGUGGUUCUGCAGUCACAGAUUGGAUUUUAUUAAUCCGAGCAGCAAGGAACAGCGAAGAACAAAACCUUGAGGCGGUGUCGGAUUUACCUGGCGGACAGAUAUUUUACCGCGCGCUCAGGGAGAUCCCGGUUGGAGAGGAACUGAGUGUUUGGUACUCCGAGGGUCUUGCUCAGUGGUUCCACAUUCCCACUACUGCAACACCCACACACGACGAGAGAGGUGAAGAGCGUUACAUUUGCUGGUACUGUUGGAGAAUAUUCCGAUAUCCAAACACCCUUAAAGCGCAUGUGCAUUUUCAUUGUGCACUUAGCUAUGCACGGACCCCCAUCAGUCACGAGCAUGCACCACGAGGACCUCCAGACAACACCAACUUCAGCCGUUCACCCAAGUCGGGUGAUAUCCCCAGCGGUGCAAGCACAUCGCCCUUUACCAACAAGGCAGCAGCAGCAACAGCAGGAUUACCAAGGCAAGCUAGCCAGGAAGACCAGGACCGGGCACUUGACAUGAGCGUGACCUCAUCAUCCAGACACCACCACGGCCUGGUUGGUGGCAGCUCCUGCAUUGCAUUUCAGCCUGGCACCCGUUCGGCUUUCAUCCCCGCAGGACUUGGCAAAAUGUUCCCUCCAGGUGAUGAGGCCAGAAACGGGGACACAAAAAACGAUACAACACUUAGCUUCGGCAAACUCUCUCAGGUCUCGAAGGCCAGCCGCACUCCUGUCGACACUGCGCCUCGAGGGUUUUCAUUAUUAUCUCAUUUUGAGGAGACCUCAGCUUUCAAGCAUGUCUCUCCCGGUACUCGUUAUCCUCACAUUCCAACUGGUUUCCCAUUUGAGCGUUUCUCGUUACCACCAUCUUACAACAGAGACUGUAACAGCGUUCCUCUAGUGCCAUUCACUGUUUAUAAUGGAGAGCUGCUUUAUGGCUCACCCUACUACCCAUUAAAGUUUCACCUCCUCCGCUACCCGGACUCUGUUUCCUCCUACUUCGGUUCUCCGGCACUUGGGGCAGACGUGAACCCCACAUGCAGCCCGGUGGACAGAGAGAUGACUGUCCAUGUGGAGAAAUCCCGAGCCAGACUGGAGCCCUUGCCAUCUGUGACUCAUGCGCAUGCUGCAGUGGCGACUGGAGUUAACCCAGUCUCGGGCAAACCAAGGAAGGGUCACUUGUGUCUAUACUGUGGAAAGCUCUACUCCCGGAAGUAUGGACUAAAGAUCCACAUGAGAACACACACGGGCUAUAAGCCACUUAAGUGCAAAGUGUGUUUCAGGCCUUUUGGUGACCCGAGCAACCUCAACAAGCAUGUUCGACUGCACGCUGAGGGAAACACACCUUACCGCUGUGACUACUGUGGAAAAGUGCUGGUGCGCCGGAGAGACCUUGAGCGUCAUGUCAAGUCCAGACAUCCGGGUCACCAGGGCCUGAAAAAGAAAUCAGCGGAGGAAGAAGAGCACGCUGAUGACCACAUUGAGGAGCCAAAGAGUGAUGAGGACACUGAUGUGGAUGUGUGUUUCACAGAUGAACAGAGUGACCAAGAGUCCAGCCAAAAAUAACCACUGACUCUUUAUUGGACUUGUUAUUUAAAUGUAUAUGAAUUAUUAAAACACAACACACUCCCACUACGAUACACACUGGUGUAAUCAUUUUAUUAAAUGAGCCACCAAACAAUAUACAGUCACAUGACAUUCCAGCCCCCAGCUUUGUAUGCUGCUGGAUUAGAAGCAGAGAACAUAAGCCCUUGGUGACUUUCCCUAGCCACUUUUCCUUAGUUAAGUUAUAUUUAUGUUACCUGUUUAAAACACCCCAUUUACCUAAUGCAACUAAAAAUUAGGGAUAUUCUCAGCCUUAUUAAGGUAAAUCUGUUGGAGCUUUUUCUGCUGCAGGGCAUUAUGGGAUUUCAUGAGUGCAUUGGAUUUUCUUCAUUCUGUUUAGUAAACAGGACACAGCUGAAAUGUGAUACCUCACCAUAAUCCUUGCACACUUGUUGAAAUUUAAAUAUGCUUUUUGAAAAAGUGGGAUAAACACAACAGCUUGCUGGAUUUAUCCCGACAGCUUUUAGGAUUAGAAUUACAUUUUAGAGGUAAUGUCCCCUGAAUCUGGAGCUGCACUUUAUAGAAACAGUAGUAUAUAUCACUGGUUUAAAAAAGUAUGCAUAUUAAAUUUUUUUAUACAUCACAUCCCUUUCCUUUUUCUCUGGUUCCAAAUUUCCUUUUUUUAAAAUAGGAUAUUGUGAGUGUCAUCAGACUCUGUCGCCAUGUCCUAUUGUAUAACUGUCUGUUCGCACUUUCCCAUUCAGAUGUGUGCCCUUCAGGUAUAGAGCAAACUCUCUUCAUCAUCA